Molecule: messenger RNA, 852 nt
Organism: Perca fluviatilis (European perch)
Lineage: Eukaryota; Metazoa; Chordata; Actinopteri; Perciformes; Percidae
Product: oocyte zinc finger protein XlCOF8.4-like
Exons: 4
Biological process (GO): regulation of transcription by RNA polymerase II
Cellular component (GO): nucleus
Molecular function (GO): DNA-binding transcription factor activity, RNA polymerase II-specific; RNA polymerase II cis-regulatory region sequence-specific DNA binding
Source: RefSeq, a predicted model, not a curated record
AUGGGGCACCGCCGAUCCUUCAUUGGCUUCCAAGCCGGCUUCGGUGCUCCAGAGACUGGGCGCAGCGCCGCUGACCCUCGUGCUGAUUGGAAGGAGACCAGAGAACCUCAGUCACCUUCAAACUCUCUGAAACAUGAUUCAACAUGUAAGAAAAAAUUCAGCUGCUCUGAGUGUGGGAACAGAUUUACCUUCAAGUCACAUCUGAAGACACACAUGAGAAGUCACACAGGAGACAACUCUUUUAGCUGCUCAGUUUGUAAUAAAAUAUUUAGCCACACGGCAGCUCUGAAGAGACACAUGAGAACUCACACAGGAGAGAAACCUUUUAGCUGCUCAGUUUGUAAUAAAUCUUUUUCACAGACUUUUACUGAAAGUGGAAACCUAAAGAAACACAUGAUAACUCACACAGAUGUUGAGCAGUUGUCGGUGGUUAAAGAAGAGGUUCCCCCUGAGCAGCAGGAGUGUAGCUCCAGUGUGGACCAGCAGGAGCCAGAGCCCCCCCCACACAUUAAAGAGGAACAGGAGGAACUGUGGAGCAGUCAGGAGGGAGAGCAGCUUCAAGGGCUGGAGGAGGCUGAUAUCACCAAGUUCCCAUUCACUCCUGUCCCUGUGAAGAGUGAAGAUGAUGAAGAGGAAGCUCAGUCCUCACAGCUUCAUCAGAGACAAACUCAACACAUGGAAACAGAAGCUGAUGGAGAGGACUGUGGAGGACCAGAACCAGCCAGGAACUCACAUCCACUUUUACAACCAGAGACUGAAGACCAGACUGGAGACUCUUCUGAACCUGAGGCUGAUGACAGUGCUGAUUGGAAGGAGACCAGAGAACCUCAGUCAGCUUUAAACUCUCUGAAA